AUGGUUGGACGCAGCCGAUCUGUCGGGCAACUCAAUCAAUUGCUCAAGAUUUCCGUCCGUGUGGAGCAUUAUGUUGAAUUGAGCACAAAAGACACUUUUGAUACCAUAGUAUUUCAGAACCGACUAAGGCAACACUUCACUAUACCAUGGCGGGAACCGAAAAAACCGAUCAAAACGAGGUUGUGUGUGAGUUAUACAUCCCUUAUUCUGACCUCGGCCUCAUGGUGGCCUUAUCGUCAACAACGGUGCUUGGAUUUCGAAAGUGUUCAACGAUUCCUGACAUUCCAUCAAGCAGGUCGUUACUGCGCAAUAGGAAUGCAAGAUGACGGUUUGUCUGAGAAACAAUUCAUCGUUUUGCUCACCAAAUCCAUCGCAGACUUGGAUCAGUUACUUCGUGUCAUGCAAACUCAGUUGUCUUUGUGGAAACGAACCCCCCAGACUGGUACUGAACCAGAUCAUCCUAUUUCUGUGGUGAACUCAAGACUUUCGGCCUUGAAAGCACAAAGUUUGGCUUCACCUCGUUCUAAUCUGAUAGGACCACGUCCUAAAACCCUUGAUAAAGGAAAUAAUCAACUACCACUGCUUGCUGCAUGCAGUCUUCCUGGUACUGACCGCAGAUCUAAUGUAAAUCCACCCUCUGGAAGCUCACUCUACUCGAGCACGAUCAUGUUGAACGCUUGUCAGUGUAAACCGGAACAUCUGCCCCGAAUCGAUCUAACCUCACCGGAAGAGAAGUUGAAGGUGGCAAAGGUGAAUGGACUAUCACAAUCCCCCCGAGUAUUGAUCUGUAACACUCCACGUUCCACUCCCGGCAUGGAAAUUAUAUGUAAAGAAGACCCCAAGACGGUUGUCAGUCCUACUCAAACCUACCCAGCAAAGAGGACGAAUCAGAAUGGUAAUCAUCGAACGUACUGUCGAUCACAACCACCGGAUUCCAAAUUCCCGGAGACCGAUUCGCAAUCCUGGGAGGUUGAUGUGAAGUAUAUUCGGUAUGAUCCUGUUCUGGGAAAUGUGCUGGAUGAUCAUGGAUCUGUGUAUUUGUAUACGGCACAUCAGAUUAGUCGUUAG
Echinostoma caproni is the source of this 1068-nucleotide messenger RNA. The record is from the annotation of a GenBank genome assembly. NCBI's taxonomy places the organism in Eukaryota, Metazoa, Platyhelminthes, Trematoda, Plagiorchiida, Echinostomatidae.